GGUCAAGCUGAGCUGUCGCAUAUCAGAGAGGAAAUAACUUUCUGCCUUCAAGCUCUUUACUUGACUGCCAAGUCAGGGUGCUCUGAGGAAGCCACCUGCUUUUGGGGUGUGCAGCACAGCAGGGAUGGCAGACUUUGGGGUCUCGGCUGGCCAGUCCGUGGCGGUGGUCUGGGAUAAGCCCUCCCCGCUGGAGGCUCUGAAAGACCUGGUGGAAAAGCUGCAGGCGUUAACCGGCAGUGAGGGCCGAGUGUCUGUGGAAAACAUCAACCAGCUGUUGCAAUCUGCACACAAAGAAUCUAGCUUUGACGUUAUUCUAGCGGGUGCAAUUCCUGGAAGCUGCACUCUGCACAGUGCUGAGGUUCUGGCUGAGAUGGCCCGGAUCCUUCGGCCUGGGGGAAGUCUGUUUCUGAAAGAGCCAGUGGAGACAGCUGUAGUUAACGAUAGCAAAGUGAAGACGGCGUCUAAGCUGUGUUCGGCCCUGACUCUGUCUGGUCUUGUGGAAGUGAAAGAGCUGCAUCGGGAGUCCUUGAGCCCUGAGGAGAUACAGUCUGUCCAAGAACAUCUGGGUUACCAUAGCGACAGUUUGGUCUCUGUGCAAAUCACAGGCAAAAAACCCAACUUUGAAGUGGGUUCUUCUAGUCAACUUAAGCUUUCUACUGCCAAGAAGUCUUCUCCUUCGGUGAAGCCUGCUGUGGACCCUGCAGCUGCCAAACUCUGGACCCUCUCGGCCAAUGACAUGGAGGAUGAGGGCAUGGAUCUCAUUGACUCAGAUGAGCUGCUGGAUCCAGAGGAUUUGAAGAAGCCAGACCCAGCUUCCCUGCGGGCCCCUUCCUGCGGAGAAGGGAAGAAGAGGAAGGCCUGCAAGAACUGCACGUGUGGCCUUGCCGAAGAACUGGAAAAAGAGAAUUCCCGGGAACAGACGAGCUCCCAACCCAAGUCGGCUUGUGGAAAUUGUUAUCUGGGCGACGCUUUCCGCUGCGCCAGCUGCCCCUACCUCGGGAUGCCAGCCUUCAAGCCCGGGGAGCAGGUGCUCCUGAGCAACAGCAACCUCAGCGAUGCCUAGGAGGGACCCGCGGGCACACGGCUCCUCCGGCCACUCCUGCCUCAGACCCUGUCUCUGCAUGGGCUCCCUCUCUCCGAAACCCGUUUGCAGGG
Myotis brandtii (Brandt's bat) is the source of this 1155-nucleotide messenger RNA. It is a transcript of the gene CIAPIN1, whose product is annotated as cytokine induced apoptosis inhibitor 1. The transcript has 9 exons. Gene Ontology annotation, biological process: iron-sulfur cluster assembly. The record is from RefSeq and is a predicted model, not a curated record. The coding region runs from base 125 to 1063 and encodes 312 amino acids. Gene Ontology annotation, molecular function: iron-sulfur cluster binding. Lineage: Eukaryota; Metazoa; Chordata; Mammalia; Chiroptera; Vespertilionidae. Gene Ontology annotation, cellular component: cytoplasm.